AUGUCUUCCUCCAACCACCAGAAGCCGACACUUCCUAAGUUCGAACCACUACCUCCAACCAAUUUCAUCAAUCGACUGAUCAAUCGCAUUCUUGCACCAUUCUUCUACCUCCUCUUCAGCAUCGUAUUCAGCAUCAUCUUCGUGCCCAUCUUCGUUAUGAUCGAUAAUUACAAGCAUGGCCGCGGCAAAAAUGGAGGACAGCGGUUCGCAACUGAUGAGUCGUCGAAGCACUAUCAAAGCAGACCCAACAAAGCUACCUCCUGGAUGCGAUCGUAUGGUGAGAGCUACGGCCAACCAUCUGGGCGUAAGGCUGGCGGAAGAGGAUAA
This is a messenger RNA of Exophiala viscosa, 327 nucleotides long. RefSeq lists its product as uncharacterized. NCBI's taxonomy places the organism in Eukaryota, Fungi, Ascomycota, Eurotiomycetes, Chaetothyriales, Herpotrichiellaceae. The record is from RefSeq and is a predicted model, not a curated record. The coding region runs from base 1 to 327 and encodes 108 amino acids. The transcript has a single exon.